This is a messenger RNA of Rubroshorea leprosula, 522 nucleotides long. The record is from the annotation of a GenBank genome assembly. Lineage: Eukaryota; Viridiplantae; Streptophyta; Magnoliopsida; Malvales; Dipterocarpaceae.
CUAGACAAUUGAAAUACCUUGUCCAAGUCAUCGAGAGGCUUGUGGAUUGUAGCAAACCUAUCAUAGAUGCCCUUGAAUUUCCUAGUGAAGCUUUCAAUUGGUUCAUUGUCUCCCCUUUUGAUUGCUAACUAUCCUUUGAGAUGCGACUCUUGUCCUUUGGUAAAGCUAGAUAGUGCUCUUCAAGACAUUUCUAAACUUGAGAUGCUAUAUCGCAUCCAAUCACCAGAUUCAAUGCUUCCUCAUUCAUGGUCAUAGGCAACCAACUAGUUAGUAGUCCAUCAUUGUUUGGCCAUACAAUAAAGUCUGGAUUUGGCUCCUCCUCACAGUCCUUUAUGAUGCAUUUUUCUGGUACUCUUCCUUCAAGGUGAUGCAUCAGUUGGGCACUCCUAAUUAAUGAAAGGCAAAAAUAUGACAUAAGGACCCGAACUUACACAAAAUUCGUAAUUUUGGACCCGAACUUCAAUUGCACUCAAUUAAGGUCCUGAACUCCACAAAAUUCUCAAAUAAGGUCCCAAUUGGACG